GAGGAUGCUGCGUGUGAGGGGCGGGGCGCCCGGAAGGUCUUCGGGGCUGCGUGGCACUUGGCCCAGGCCCUCGCAGUGCUGUGGUCAGUGACUCGGAGGACGGGCAGCCCUGCGUGUGCGGUGCGCGGGGCGGAGGCGGGAGCCGCCAGCGAGCACGGGCACGGGCCUCACGGCCAGGCUGGAUCCAACAGGCAGGCUGGACCCGAGGAGCGGAGGCCUUGACCUCCGACCCCAAGCCCAGACGGGCAGCCGGUCAGAGCAGAUGGGGUCAGAGGUGUGGAGGAGGCUGACCACAGAACACAUCACGAGAGGCUCUCCGCGCAGUGGGGUCUAGAAGAUGAGGAGGAGGUCACCCCGGAACGACAAGAGCAGGAGAGGGACAGGCAGCUGGGGACCCAGGACCAGGAUGGAGGUGGCCCGUGCCCAGAGCCUCUGGAGCAAGAGAAGCUGCUCCGGUCCUGCCUCUGUGGCACAGCGUCCGGCCAGCCCGAGCCCCUUCCUGUCCUGCCGCUUCAGCUUGAAGGCCUCGGAGAGCCCCGAACUGGACGAGGAUGAGGGUUUCAGCGACUGGUCCCAGAAGGCGGAGCGGCGGCAGCAGGAGCCCCCUUGGGGAGCGAGCCCAGAGGGGGACCCCGAGGAGGACAGGCCCUGCGGGAACCAGGACGGGGCCGAGCUGAGCCCAGACACAGUCUGCCUGGAAAAGCUGCAACUGCACUCGGGCCCGGAGCCCCAGGGGGAGCCAGGCCCAGGGGAGGCCUCUGGGGACAGCCGGGCGCUGGCUGGGGCAGAGCCAGCCCAGGAGCAGCAUGAGAGAUGCCAGCCACCCAGGACGCCCAGCCCCUUGGCCUUGGAGACCACCGGACAGGGCUCCCCUCCCCUGAGCCCCAGCGCCAACGUCGUCGCCAGGACCGAGAGCCUGUUCCGCUCCGUGGACAGGAGUAACAGCGUGAAGAAGUCCCAGCCAGCCCUGCCCGUCUCCAAGAUCGGUGAGCGGCUAGAGCAGUACACCCAGGCCGUCGAGACUGCUGGCCGGACCCCCAAGCUCACUCGCCAGCCCUCCAUCGAGCUGCCCAGCAUGGCCGUGGCGAGCACCAAGACCCUCUGGGAGAUGGGGGAGGUGCAGGCGCAGUCCGCUGCCAAGGGCCCCUCCUGCAAGGAUAUCGUGGCAGGAGACAUGAGCAAGAAGAGGCUCUGGGAGCAGAAGGGAGGCUCCAAGACGUCGUCGACAAUUAAGAGCACCCCGUCUGGGAAGAGGUACAAGUUUGUGGCCACCGGACACGGGAAGUACGAGAAGGUGCUCAUGGAUGAGGGCUCGGCGCCCUAGGCUGCCCCACUGCUGUCCCGAGGCCCCGGCCGCUGGUGCAGGCCAGUGGACCUGCCACACGCCCAGCCCAGGCUCCCAGGGGACAGCCUUGCCGAAGACGCUGCUUCCCAUCAGCCCCUCCAACACCCGCCACCGCUGCCGCCUCUGUCCCUGGACCCUCCGACCUCUCUCCCCUCUCAUUCCCUGACCCCUGGCUCUGCUCGUCACAGCCCGGGAAGGACGGGGCCCCUCACUGAUGCUUCGCUGGAGAGACGGUGCCCACCGGGGCCCAGAGCUCGCGAGGAAGGAGCAGCCUGUGCAGUGAGCGCGCCGCCGGGGGCGUCCCAGUCGAGAGCCGCCGUGCCUCCCACCCCCGCCUACAGCCGUCUGCAUUUCGUGCAAUAAAGCUCUUUGUGUCCCCA
Molecule: messenger RNA, 1725 nt
Organism: Pteropus alecto (black flying fox)
Lineage: Eukaryota; Metazoa; Chordata; Mammalia; Chiroptera; Pteropodidae
Gene: LSP1
Product: lymphocyte-specific protein 1
Exons: 11
Coding region: 338-1324 (328 amino acids)
Biological process (GO): signal transduction
Molecular function (GO): actin binding
Source: RefSeq, a predicted model, not a curated record